This is a messenger RNA of Strongylocentrotus purpuratus (purple sea urchin), 918 nucleotides long. RefSeq lists its product as uncharacterized. Bases 70 to 729 code for a protein of 219 amino acids. The transcript has 3 exons. NCBI's taxonomy places the organism in Eukaryota, Metazoa, Echinodermata, Echinoidea, Camarodonta, Strongylocentrotidae. The record is from RefSeq and is a predicted model, not a curated record.
UGUCACUUCGUCUCUCUUGGCGUCAACUUGUACGAAUCUAACCGGGAACUUUUCUAGGUGAAUUUUAUAAUGGCGCCAAUUAUUCUAGCAAUGAUUUUACUCGGUAUUGCGGCUAAAGUGAACGCUCGGCCAUACAACCAGGACAACGAGAUCGGCAGCGUGGACAAUAACUUUGAAAUCGAGUACCGGCUCGCCGCCGUUAUGCAUGCGCUGGUUGACACUUGCGCCAACAGAGCCGAGAACAGCGCCCCAGACGUCGAGCAGCUUUUCGACGUCGUCUGCCUGGUUUUGAACGGGGAAGGAUCGGGCGAAGGCCCAGUGGAAUUAGGCACUGGGGAGGGCUUUAGAGAGCUAGGCUCGGGAGAGUUUCCCGAGGAGCAGAGCCCCAGGUGGAUCUACAACUUUGAUCCCAUAGUCAAAACAGUCACAUCCGACAGGAUUUUCCAGCAAACCCUGAGUAUGAUCGUGGAGGGCGCCUGCCAAGCUGCUGUGGGUAGCGGAUAUGUGGCCAGUGAUAUUGAAUCAUUCUGUCGCAACAAUCGACGGAGUAGCGAUGCGAGUGUUGGGGACGAAAUUGGGAGCGGAGAUGGUUUCAGCAGUAGUGUUGACGUCGAUAAUGAUGCCGUCAACAAAAAUGAUCUCGGUGGAUUUUCAAUAUCUUGGGACUCUGGCAACAACGACUGGCUUGAUGAUGAUCCAUUCUUUUUUGCAAACCUUGGGGGAUAUUAAAUUCACAAAGGGGAAAAGUAUUUUCACAAAGGGACAAAGAGGUAAAAACAAAUAUUGUGGGAUGCUUAUAUACUUUUUAACACUAUAAUUAGCUACCUAAGUUACAGGUCGGUAACAAAAAGGAGCUACAUGUAUGUUCAUUCAGUCAACUAGAGCUUGGUUUAUUUUUCAAAAUGAAUUCUUAAAGGU